GCUUGUCAGUUGUCAGAUUCAAAAUGUCAGACAAACGCUAUCUUAUCAUCAAAAUAUUUACUAUGUUACUAGCGAUAGCUGCAGGUGGUAUUUGGAUAGGAGCUGAAAGUUUAAUGAAACAGAGACCUCGGUACAGAGACGAACAGACACUAGUCGGGGGCACGAUAUGGAGUCAAACUAUCAUCACCUUAGGACUUAUCUUAUCAGAAUUAACAGAUGAUAAUUUAACUAUAUUGAUUCAUGGCUUUUUCUUGGCGUCCGGAAUCUUGUUAUUUUUAUUGACUGGAAUAAUAUUGGUGAGUUACCUAAAUCAUAUUUACUACGAAGUAAAUAUUUGGAGGCGCGAACGAGCGAGAGCUAGACAGAGCGAUAGAAGAGCCAGUUUGGUAAAUAUGGUGAGAGGAACUUCACAGCUAACGCGGAAGUUUAAUUUAUCCUAUUGUUGCAUCGGAAUAGUAUGUAUUCUUGGUGGCUUGACUUGUAUUAUUAACUUAGUAUUAAUUAUUGUCUAA
Cydia fagiglandana is the source of this 512-nucleotide messenger RNA. RefSeq lists its product as uncharacterized. Lineage: Eukaryota; Metazoa; Arthropoda; Insecta; Lepidoptera; Tortricidae. The record is from RefSeq and is a predicted model, not a curated record. The transcript is spliced from 2 exons. The coding region runs from base 24 to 512 and encodes 162 amino acids.